Falco peregrinus (peregrine falcon) is the source of this 2481-nucleotide messenger RNA. RefSeq names its product aquaporin 3 (Gill blood group) (gene AQP3). Gene Ontology annotation, molecular function: glycerol channel activity; urea transmembrane transporter activity; water channel activity. The record is from RefSeq and is a predicted model, not a curated record. The transcript has 6 exons. NCBI's taxonomy places the organism in Eukaryota, Metazoa, Chordata, Aves, Falconiformes, Falconidae. Gene Ontology annotation, biological process: water transport; glycerol transmembrane transport. Gene Ontology annotation, cellular component: plasma membrane; basolateral plasma membrane. Bases 114 to 992 code for a protein of 292 amino acids.
CAUCGCCAAACUUAUUUAUAAGCAAAGGCAGCCGUACUGGGGAAGAAACGUUGCUGAGGCUUUGUCAGCUGCUGCUUUCUCUCUGACACCACUCGAAAGGCACUUCUGCUGUGAUGGGGAGGCAAAAGGACGUUCUUGCUACUAUUGAGGAACACCUGAGGAUCAGAAACAAAUUAGUGCGGCAAGCACUGGCUGAGUGCCUGGGGACACUGAUCCUGGUGCUGUUCGGCUGUGGCUCCGUUGCACAGAUUGUGCUCAGCAAAGGGAGUCAUGGAAGUUUCCUGACUGUCAACCUGGCCUUUGGCUUUGCUGUAACUCUUGGCAUUUUGAUCUCAGGACAGGUAUCAGGUGGACAUCUGAACCCAGCUGUCACUUUUGCCAUGUGCUUCUUGGCCCGGGAGCCCUGGAUCAAGCUACCAGUUUAUGCCCUAGCACAAACCCUGGGGGCUUUCCUCGGAGCUGGCAUAGUCUUUGGGUUGUACUACGAUGCCAUCUGGGCUUUUGCUGGUAACCAGCUCCAUGUAACGGGACAGAAUGGCACUGCUGGUAUCUUUGCCACCUACCCCUCUCAGCAUCUGAACAUUGUGAAUGGAUUCUUUGACCAGUUCAUUGGCACCGCCUCCCUGAUUGUUUGUGUCUUGGCUAUUGUCGAUCCCUACAACAACCCUGUCCCCACGGGGCUGGAAGCUUUCACAGUUGGCUUCGUUGUCCUUGUUAUUGGAACCUCCAUGGGCUUCAACUCAGGCUAUGCUGUCAACCCUGCCAGGGACUUUGGACCUCGUCUCUUCACAGCCAUCGCUGGCUGGGGCUCUGAUGUGUUCUCGACCGGUAAUCACUGGUGGUGGGUUCCAGUGGUUGCUCCUUUCCUUGGGGCCAUUGCGGGAGUGAUAGUCUAUCAGCUGAUGAUUGGAUGUCACGAUGAGCCUUCUCCACCUGCCUCUGAGCAUGAAACAGUCAAGCUGUCUAAUGUGAAGCACAAGGAAAGGGCCUGAGGAAGCUGCCACCAAGAUCUGGCAGACAUUAACUACUCAGGACUGCAGUUGGCAAAGAGGAAGGAGGAGUUAAAAAGCUUCAAGAACAACAGGAAGAGUUUUCUUCCUGUCUUGAGAUAUUGUAGACCUCUUUUUUUUCUUUUUUCUUUUUUUUUUUUGUUUUUUUGUUGUUGUGUAUAUCCCUGAUGCAUUUGCUUUAGGCAUUUUCCUGUGAGCCUUUCCCCAAAUGCAGUAUCAAGUAAUCUUUCCCUAGUAGAAGGGGGCUGAGGACCGUAGGAAUCAGGAGAGACAUGGGCAUUGCUGUCCAAAACCUCCAACAUGGGCCGGGUGAGGAAUCAGGAGAGAUUUUGGGCUGUGUUGCUGACCUUGCCUGUGAGUUUGGCAAACUGCUUCCCUCCAGACCUAUGUCCCCAUCUUUAAAGUGGGGAUCAUUCAAAACUUAGCAUUGUAUAGUGGGGAUCAUGCAAAACUUACACGGUAUAGUGGGGAUCAUGCAAAACUUACAUUAUAAAGUGGGGAUCAUGCAAAACUUACAUUGUUUUGCUAGCAUGGAAUGGAAAUUCCUAUGUAGUGGAAAAAAAUUGCCUGUGAUUCUACUGUAGAUCAAAUUCAUGCUUGAUGUUGCUCUCAAGUUAUUAAUGUAGCACAAGGAAUAAACUUCUCUAAAGGAUUUUUAUUGGCCAAGCUUCUUGUAUCUCCCAUGAAUUCCUAGAACAUCAUAUCAAUCAGCUGAUCAAUAACAUCAGAGUGAGGAUGCGCUAAGACGAAGUGUUUACAAAGCACUGCACCCUGGUGUUCUAAUCACAAAUUUAAUAUUGUCAACUCCUAGAAGAUAACACAUAGGAAAUCCUUGUUCUAGCCAGGGGCUAACCUAGAAAGAAAGCUUGGCUCCCUGUAGCAGCCUUUCUAAUUAAUCAGCUUUAUAUAUAAACAGUGAGCAGCUAAUAGGCAAGUUCCACUGGAAACAUGGUGUUGCUAAAGUUGUGUGUGUUCAUGUAAAUUUCACAAUAGUGCUUUUUUAAAAAAGGUAGAUUUAUAUAUAAAUAUACUCCUUAAAGCUGUUACUAAAUACCAGGGUUGGGAUGUGUUAAUUUAAAGAUGUAUGGGAACUGCCUAUUCUCUGACAGCUUUGAGAUACUGUUGAAUUUUCCUGGGGUGGCCUUAAUUUAUGGCAUUGUUGUUGGAGCAUCUCCUUUUCUACCCUGCAGAAUUACUGGGGUAUCCAUGGUACUCACAGCUGAGGGACUGAGGUCGGGCACCUCCUGUACUAGCAGUGCUGGCAUCUCAGGGCAUGUCUGGCUUUCCCAGUGCCAUAUUAUUACAGAGUAUUUGAAACAAGCAGUAUUGGUUGUGAAAGAAUUUGUAAGUCCCAUGCAAAGCCUGUUUCUUUAAUGUCUCAAUUCCUUCAAAUAUGUAACUUUGUACACAUUUCCAGUACUAAAAUGAUGUAUUCUUUUUAAAAAAUAAAACUUCAAUACCCACACUGUAA